This is a messenger RNA of Bipolaris zeicola 26-R-13, 6462 nucleotides long. RefSeq lists its product as uncharacterized. Gene Ontology annotation, molecular function: transmembrane transporter activity. The record is from RefSeq and is a predicted model, not a curated record. The coding region runs from base 1 to 6462 and encodes 2153 amino acids. Lineage: Eukaryota; Fungi; Ascomycota; Dothideomycetes; Pleosporales; Pleosporaceae. Gene Ontology annotation, biological process: transmembrane transport. The transcript is spliced from 4 exons.
AUGUACAGAACAUCUGACAGUCCCUCCAUCGAUUCAGUGCGAAGCCAAAUGCCUCCACCAUAUACACGCCAUGACAGUUCAGUCGGACUCGGCCUGUCACUUCAACAAGAGGAACCAACCGUCACCAUCACUCCAAGCCCAAUGAACAACAUAUCUAAUGACAUCCUUGAGAUCAUGCACGAGCAUGCGCUCAACAAGUUCAAUGACUCCAGAGAGCGAUUGGCUGCUGGGAGGGAACAUCUUUUGUCGAGGAUUGACACUUUUGUUCAAGCAGGUCAGCGUGUCGAAGCAUGUUUGCCAGCGUUUCCUUUCAAGUCAGCCAACAAAGUCUACAAAGUGCUUGGCUCUCUGCCAGACAAAGCUGAAGAGUUGGCUCUCGAGAGGCUGCACAGAAUGUGUACAAGAAUCAAGCAAAUCUACAAGCCUGGAGCGAGAGUGACAAUCAUCUCAGACGGCAUCACAUACAAUGACCUACUGUCGAUAUCAGAUCGCGAUACCUGGGCUUACGGAGAAGCUCUACGAGAGAUGGCUAUUGAGAAGAAAUUCACUUCUAUUGCUUUCUCCCGAUUACGAGACUUACUCGAAUUUCCACUGCCAGAAAAGAUGCGAGAAAUCACAUAUGUUGCCAACUGCACAAACUUCAGACGGUUACUCUUGAAUGAGUUUGGAAGGCCGGAUAUCGACAUUGACAAGGAGAUCACAGCCAAUCCAGAUACGAAACUGACAUACCUCGGCUACCGCAAAUUUCUGGAGUCAGAUCUGAAACACAUAUUCAACACUGGAGAGAAUCGUGGCCGCAAUCAAUACAAGAGAGACGUCAAGUAUCUCGCAAAGGAGAUGCUCAUGAGGGGCUAUGCGUUUGCUGGAGCAGUGAAGAAAGCGUUCCCAAACCACGUCAGACUGUCGAUACACGAAUCGAUUGGAGAGCACAAACUGUCAAUCAGCCUCUUAAACACAAGGACUGGUUACACUACUCCAUGGCAUUGCACCGUAGCUCAGCUGGCCGAUGGAGAGUGGGUUAGCGCUCCCAUGGGUGAGUUCCAGCAGGAUCCACGUCUCGAGCUAGUCUACGAGAACGGCCGGCCCAGCUACUUCAAAGAGCAGUCGCAAACGACAGACUUUCCCGAGAUUAACGAGACAACUGCAAGCUACCUCCAGGCUCCGAAAAUUUUCGACAGCACUAAGAGCGGGUAUUCUUCGCCAAGUGCGAUGUCGUUGCGUAGUGGCUUCUCGACUCCGCCUACAUCCCAUAGCCAUUCACCGCUCAUUUCCUGGGUUGAACCUAGCGAUAACGCCAAACCUACUCAGGCUCUUUCAUUCAACGAUGCUGAUGAAAUACCAUACGGGCGAAGACUUAUUCCUCAAAUCAUGGACCAACUAGCAGCAGUGGACCCUGGACGCGUUGUCUUCUCUAUUGCAAACGCUUCAAACGAAUCCCUAGAGUUCAAAGACAUAUCUGCCAAAGCCUUUGUGGAAGCUGUUGACAAGACAGCUUGGUGGCUCCAAGAACAGGUUGGGCAGUCAGCAUCGGUCCAGCCCAUUGGCUACAUUGGCCCGCAUGAUCUACGUCACAUUCUGAUCACUUACGCCUGCGUCAAGGUCGGCUAUGCUGCCCUUUACCUUUCUCCUCAGAACAGUACUGAAGGAGCAUUGGCCGUGCUAGAAGCAACUCAGUGCCAAAUCUGGGCUAAAGCAAGUGAAGUGGCAAUGGUGCCUCUUGUCGAAGAUGUUCUACAGAAACGUCGGAUGAAGUUGCUCGAGAUUCCACUACUUGAUCAACUCUUGGACGCAAAGGGUACCAAGCCAUUUCCAUACACAAAGAAUUUCGAUGAGGCUUCUACUGAGCCUUUCUGUUAUCUCCACACGUCGGGUUCCACAGGAGUUCCGAAGCCCAUUCCUUGGACUCACGCACUCAUUGGAACGAUGGAUGCAGUCCGUUUGCUCCCCCCGGUCGAUGGCAUGGUUCCUUGGACUGCUGACUGGAAGGAAGGCGACUCGAUAUACUCAUCUUUCCCCAUGUGUCAUGGCGCAGGAAUCAUCAUGGACAUUCUGAUGCCCGCCCUUUUUAGCCUUCACUGCGUGCUUGGGCCGUCUGGCGUCAUCCCAAAUAUCUCACUGAUUGAGAAGCUUGUUGAAUCCUCAAGAAUCAACAUAUGGAGCAUGGUCCCUUCGCUUGUCGACGAGCUCGGAGAGACACCAGAUGUUUUGGCCAAGUUCCAAUCAUCACCUUCCAAGUUUAUUUGCGCAUCUGGAGGUCCAGUCACUCUCUCAAGUGCUGGAAAGGUCAACAACGUCAUCAGAGUGCUUAAUCUAACUGGAACAACGGAGGGAUUAUUCAUUGGCAACCUUGUAGUAGACAGAGAAGACUGGUCUUGGUUUGCUUUCCACCCUUACUCUGGGUUCGAGUUCAAGGAAGUAGAGCCAGGAGUCUUUGAGCACUGGGUAUACCGCAAUGAGCAUGCAUCAUUGUUCCAAGGUAUCUUUCACACAUUCCCUGACAAGUCCUUUGUCAACUUCAAGGACUUGUACCGGCAGCAUCCUGAGAAGCCAAACCUUUGGGCUUUCAAUGGUCGUAACGACGAUCUGAUUAUUUUGUCCAAUGGAUACAAGAUUUUGCCCCUUGAAAUCGAGGCUCUCAUUGGCACGCAUCCUGCAAUCAAUGGAUGUCUGGUUGUGGGCAGCAACAAGGCUCAGGCCGGACUCCUCAUAGAGCUGAAAGACCCUCUUUCAAAGGACGAAGAGAUGACAGAGAGUAUCUGGUCUCAUAUUGUGACGUCUAUGUCAUCGUCGCGGCUUACCGUGAAAUUAUCGCGAGACUAUGUUGCUUUUGCUCAGCCCGACAAGCCGUUUGUCCGUACUGAUAAAGGUACGGUCAAGCGCAAAGCUACCUUGAUUCUCUACGAAGACUACAUUGAGAGGUUCUAUAGCUCUCGGGAACAGGAGACUAGCUUUGUGGUUGAUACCAGUUCUACAGCGGCCAUGCAGCGUUCUAUUCGGGAGAUUCUUGCGUCGUCUCAACCCGCCGUUCGCGAUGCUUCUGUCGAUGAUGACUUGUUUGCACUUGGCCUCGACUCGCUUGGAGUGUCAGCAGCUGUCAAUGCGAUCCGAGCAGCGACCAAGGGCUUGAGCAAACUCGCUCCCCGCCAUCUCUAUGCAAACCCAACUCUAGCAAGGUUCAACGCUGCGCUUGAUUCGAUGAUGGCGGAAGAACAAGGCACUACCGUUGCGAAGCGACAGGUGCAGAGUCAGCAAACAAGGAUGCAACAGUUGCUCGCACGGCGUAAAGCACACCAGUCUUUUAGACUAAACCCUUUCGACUACGUCAAUCCCAACCACUACAUGGGACUCAUGUUCUACUUCCCUCUUCGCGCGGAUACAACUUUCGAGGAGACCUUUUCUAAUCUGCAAGCGGGACUCGACAAGACUUUGGAACUUAUCCCUGCCCUUGGAGGGAAAAUGAUAGAAUGCUCAGAACAAGAAGUUGGCUUCACAAAAGGUGAUCUCUGCGUUUCAAUCCCACCUUUUGGCUCUCCAGCACGUCAACGUCUAGUAUUCAAGGAUCUGAGCGACGAGCUUCCAUCUUUUGAGACUCUGCGGGAUGGCGGAUUCGUACCGUCCGCCUUCAAGGAUGAGCAGGUGCUGAGGCAAGAUACCUUCCCACAGCUACCUGCAGACAUACUUGUUGCGCAAGCCAACUUUGUCAAAGGAGGAUGCAUUCUGGCUGUCGAUCUGAACCAUUGCUGCCUCGACGGGGUUGGAGCCGUCCUUGCUGUCAAAGCAUGGGCUGAGAACUGUAAGAGCCUGCAAGGGGAUGCCUCGGCCUCCUGCGAGUGGUUCGAUGCAGAGAGCUUCAAUCACAACCUUCCUGAAGUUCUUCAUGAACUGGAGGGAUAUGCACGACCGGUGGAGGAGAUCGACCCCAGUGUGUGGAACUUUUUACCAUUUGUUCCAUCGGAUGAAGCUCUCGCAAAGCAUUCUUCACAACAAACUGAGUCGGAAGUGUCGCUGCUCAAAUAUACCCUGCACUCAGUAUGGCCACUGCCUGCUGCAGAGCGGAAGAUGGACACGACUUUGUUUCUCAUUCCUCCCGAGAAGGUCCAAUUGUUGAAAGAAGAUGUCGCGAGAGAGUCGGGACUCAGCGGUUCUGUGCCCUCCAUCAGCGACAUUGUUCAAGCAUUCUUCUGGCGCUCAGCGCUGAGGGCCCGCUACUCUGUUGCAAAGAACAGCGGCCGGGAGUUCGAUGCCGACGAGUGUUCGAUCUUGGAGUUGCCCACUGACGGUCGACCAUACUUUUCAUCUCUGCUUCCGUCGACAUACAUGGGCAGUCUGCUUACGCUCAAUCGUACCAUCAUGCCCAUAGAGAAACUUUGCAACCAGGAAACGAGUAUUCUGCACAUUGCGCAGGUGUUGCGCAGUUCCGCAGCGCGUAUGACGCCUUCGUUAGUCCACGAUGCUUUCACCCUGCUACAAUCACUGCCAGAUCACUCCAGGUUUUCUACGGCUAACAUGGGUCUCGACCACAUGCACGCCAUGAUUUCCAACAUGAUGCUGUUCCAGAUGAGUGAGAUUAGUUUUGGUGGUCGCUACUUUGCCAAUGGCGGCUCCCCAGAGACAAUGAGGCCUCAACUUGAACGAGGCAGCGGACGAUUUAGGUUUCUGGUAGUAUAUCCACUGAAGGCUGAUGGUGGAGUGGAGUUGGCGUUGGGUACUUUCCCUGAGGAACGGGAGAUGCUUGCACGCGACGAGGAGUUCACAAAGUCGACUGUUGUUAGUUCGGAGCAACAGGAGGCUAAUUCGCCUUUUAACGAUGAGAGCCAGGAGGAGCGUCUGGAUUCUGAUGCGCAGGCUGGGGUGCAGGCUAUCGAGGCUACGACGAUGGCGUGGACGAAGACGAGUUUGGUUGUGGCGUAUAUUAUGCUCUGGCUAAUUUACUUUGUCGAGACGCUGCUGGGAGGCACGGCACUUGCUUUGUUGCCUUAUGUCACUUCAGCCUUUUUCGCUCACUCGCUCACGCCUACUGUCAGUAUCCUGAGCAGUGUUAUCGGCGGCGUUACGAACCUUACUAUUGCCAAAGUCAUCGACGUCUUUGGUCGGCCACCUGGUCUCCUGUUUUGCCUGGGCCUCGGAACUAUGGGGUUGAUUAUGAUGGCUGCUUGCAAUGGCGUCGAAGCUUAUGCUGCUGCUAUGAUUUUUCAUACUGUCGGCAAUAAUGGGAUUCAGUAUAUCAUGUCUGUCUUCAUUGCUGAUACGACGAAGUUGAAGAAUCGGGGACUGAUGCAGGCUCUCAUGAACACGACGGCGCUGAUCACGGGAUGGAUUGCUGGACCUGUUGCUGAGGGAUUUCUUGGGGGACCGGGAUGGCGUUGGGCUUUUGGAAUGUUCUGCAUUCUUGUACCGGCUGUUGUGCUGCCAUUGUAUGGACUGCUUCUCAGCAACUACCACAAGGCACAGCGUCUGGGCCUUAUUCCUGAGCGCAACAGUGGUCGCAGUACGCUGCAGUCCAUCAUGCACUACAGCCGCGAAUUCGACGCUGUCGGUCUCAUUCUGCUCUCUGCCGGUGUCGGCUUGUUCCUCCUACCUUUCAACCUGUACACCACCCAGGGUCGAGGCUGGUCAUCACCACUAGUUGUCAGCAUGCUCGUCGUCGGCAUCGUUCUCAUGAUCCUCUUCGUCAUCUGGGAGCGAUUCUUCGCCCCUGUCUGCUUCCUCCCCUACCGCCUCCUCCGCGACCGCACCGUCCUGGGCGCCUGUCUCCUCUGCACCUCCCUCUUCGCCAGCUACUUCGUCUGGAACAGCUACUUCGGCUCCUACCUCCAAGUCGUCCAAGGCCUCAGCGUCAAAAACGCAAGCUACGUCACCCAAUCCUUCACCGUCCUAAACGUUCUCGUCGCUCUCUCCGCCGGCUACGUAAUCCACCGCACCGGCCACUUCAAGCUCAUUUCCAUCGUCGUCGGGCUCCCCCUUAGUAUCCUCGGGCAGGGCCUAAUGAUUCACUUCUUAGCUCCAGGAAACAUUGGGUAUAUAGUCAUGUGCUUCCUCUUCAUCUCCAUCUCCCAAGGCCUCCUCAUCAUCACUGACGAAAUCGCAAUCCUCUCCGCUGGCUCCCACGACAACGUCGCUUCCAUGCUUGCCAUUGUCAGCAUCUUCGGCAAUAUCGGCGGCGCAAUCGGAUACACCAUUGCUGCAUCUGUCUGGACGGAUAUUCUGCCUUCGCGCCUCAUGCAGUAUCUACCGGAAGACGAUCUUCCCAAUCUCGUCAUGAUUUACAGUGAUAUUACGACGCAGCUUUCUUUUCCGAUGGGGUCGCCCACACGUAUGGCGAUUCAGCGUGCGUAUGAAGAUGCAUUUACAAGGUUGCUCUCGAUUGCGACGGGGCUUUGGGUUUUGGCUGCUGUAGGAAUUUUCCUUUGGAGGAAUAUUAAUGUUAAGGAGAUUAAGCAGAGUAAGGGUCAUGUGUGGUAG